Mercurialis annua (annual mercury) is the source of this 1295-nucleotide messenger RNA. RefSeq names its product inositol-phosphate phosphatase. The transcript is spliced from 12 exons. Gene Ontology annotation, biological process: phosphatidylinositol phosphate biosynthetic process; signal transduction; inositol metabolic process. Gene Ontology annotation, molecular function: inositol monophosphate 1-phosphatase activity. The coding region runs from base 232 to 1056 and encodes 274 amino acids. NCBI's taxonomy places the organism in Eukaryota, Viridiplantae, Streptophyta, Magnoliopsida, Malpighiales, Euphorbiaceae. The record is from RefSeq and is a predicted model, not a curated record.
ACGUAACAUUUGUAUUAAUAGGAAAAAUACCUCUCAGCUUUUGGUUUGCAUUCUCUUUUAAAUUAAUCCAACACAUUAAAAUUGCAUGUAAAAUUUAGUGGGAGGAAUAUUAUUUUAUCACUAGGACUUAAAAAAUAGUUAAAAUUUAUAGCGAACAGUAGUAUAUAUAAGAGAAACACAGAGUCCAGUUCGACACUGUGAACUACUACAACUAAGUAAAAAGGAGACUCCAUGGCCAUUAAUAUGUCAGAAACUGAUUCACUGUCUGAAUUCCUGCAAACUGCUGUUGAUGCAGCCAAGAGAGCUGGCCAGAUUAUCAGUAAGGGAUUUUACCUGACCAAGCAUGUGGAGCACAAGGGCCAGGUGGAUUUAGUGACGGAAACUGAUAAAUCUUGUGAAGAUCUCAUCUUUAAUCAUCUCAAACAACAUUUUCCCACACAUAAGUUCAUAGGGGAAGAAACUACUGCUGCCUGCGGUAUUACAGAGCUGACAGAUGAACCUACAUGGAUAGUUGAUCCUCUUGAUGGAACAACCAACUUUGUCCAUGGGUUCCCCUUUGUGUGCGUAUCUAUUGGCCUUACCAUUGGGAAAGUUCCGACUGUAGGUGUUGUUUACAACCCAAUAAUGGACGAGUUGUUCACGGGCAUCCAAGGAAAAGGUGCAUUUUUUAAUGGAAAGCCCAUAAAAGUAUCAUCUAAAUCAGAGCUUGUGAGUGCUCUUCUUGCAACAGAGGUUGGAACAAAGCGUGAUAAGGCUACCGUGGAUGCCACGACAAAUAGAAUCAAUAGCAUGCUUUUCAAGGUGCGAUCCCUUAGGAUGAGUGGCUCCUGUGCAUUAAAUCUUUGUGGAGUGGCAUGUGGAAGACUUGAUUUAUUCUAUGAAACUGGGUUUGGGGGUCCAUGGGAUGUAGCAGCUGGCGUGUUAAUUGUAAAAGAAGCCGGCGGACUUGUUUUUGACCCGUCUGGUAAAGAUUUUGACAUCACCUCCCAGAGAGUUGCAGUUUCAAACCCUCUCUUGAAGGAUGCAUUUGUCGAGAUUUUGCAGCAAAUAGAAUGACGAAGCAACCAUCACUUUUCAUGAAAUUUACAGAUUAGUUGCUGUGUAAGAAUUAAAUUGUUGUUGUUGGUUGAAACAGCUUAAAUAAGCGAAGGUACGUAGCUGCAAUAGCUGACAUCAGUAACCAUUCUUCCCAACUUGUUGGUGCUUUUAAGCAAUGAUAAUGUGAUCUGUAGAAUCAAAUAUUGUACCAAAUAAUUGCAUUAAAAUGCAAGUUUAUCGAAGUUUUUUCUCAGUCA